GCUACUAUAACGUUUAUGUAUUUGAAUUUGCAAAAAACGAAAAGAUGACUGUAAGCUUCUUCACCAUUUACCAGACUUUAAGUCAGGCAGAUUGUUGGCCACCUGUUACAGGGAUCAGCUAGAGUGAAUCUACAUAAGGACCCUUAGAUCACCUGUGCCAUGUGCUUUUCAGGCGAAGUUUAGUCCUGUUGAGUCCUUCUGUGGCAUCACCCAUGAUGAUGUGACUACCGGAAGUCGUGGUUGUCGUGACGGCGGUUGGUUCUACAGUGGUGACUGGACGGGCGGAGGAGGACCAACGGGCGAAAUUCCACAUGAACCGGUAGCCUCACCGGCGAGGUGUCAGCGGUAAAUGAAGAUUGAAAACUUGUCGUCUUGUACGGUGUGACAGUUUAAAUUUUAUUUAGAGUGUCGGCCGAUAAUGCUGGACGGUGAAACCUGAUGAAGUUCACCAGAGAUAUCUGCCGGCUGCUGGGCUUAGGAGGCGAUGGGCCAGGUGAGGAGGAGAUGGAGGUUCAGGAUGGAGCUCCUGACCCAACAGACAGAAGAAAAGACCAAGGCCCAUCACAGGCGAUGCUGAACAGUGAAGAGGGUUUGGAUGAUGAGGAGAGAACAAGAAGGAGAGCAGAGAGGAGGAGAGCUAAAAGGAAAAGGCAGAAAGAACGGAAGAAACUGGAGAGAGAGGAGAGGAUGGAGGAUGCUUCAGAACAGGAAGAGGAAGUGGCUGGAGCAGUGUCAGAGAGUGACAGUGAGGAGGAAUUGAAAGAGGAGAAGGAAUGGACCGCUGUUCGUCCCAAAAACAAAUGCAGCCCUGAAUCAGUCCCUACCCUUGUCACGUCAGAGGACAAGAGCAACUGCCAGCUGCCCCACAGGACCUCGGAGGAGGAGCCAGAGUGGGAUGUCAGUAGUGCAUUUGUGGCCAAAGCUGCCAGCCACAUCAAACUCAAAACCCUGAAGAACAGAGCAACACAGAUCUCCAGAGAGAACAAGGAGAAUGAGACCAGGAGCAGCCAGGUGGAGAACACAGAAGACAUGAAGAGGAGGGGGGAGUCUCUUACAGUGCAGGGCAUUCAGAUGUUCGGGCAAGGCCAGUACAGCCAGGCAGUGGACAUGUUUACAGAAGCCAUCUACUGUGACCCCAAGGACCACAGGUUCUAUGGAAAUCGAUCUUACUGUUAUUGGUGUCUGGAGCAGUACUCCUCUGCCCUAACAGACGCUCAGAGGUCCAUUCAGCUGGCUCCUGAUUGGCCGAAAGGAUACUUCCGUAAGGGGUGUGCUCUGAUGGGGUUAAAGCGGUACAGCGAGGCAGAGAAGGCCAUUGAGCAGGUGUUGAAGUUGGAUCAGCACUGUAAAGAAGCAUCCAGUAAACUCUUUACUUGUCGGGUCCUGCAGCUCAUGGAUUUGGGUUUUGACGAAGAGCAGAGUAAACUGCUGCUGGAGAAGUUCACCACCGUUCAGGCGGUCCUCACCUCACCCGAGGCCAAAACAAUGAAGCAGACAUCUCAGCAGGACCAGAGUGGGUUUGGUGAGAUAGAGAGCAUCAGAGUUCUCCAUGAGCGUUUCUGUGCCUUCGUCAACUUCAAGAAUGCCAACAUGGCUGCCAAAGCCCUGGAGAAGCUGCAGGGAGUGGAGCUGGGGAGCAGCAAACUGGUGAUGAGGUACCCAGACCGUUGGAUCCAGCGGACCCUGCCCUCCACACAAAGGACCAACACCAGCCUCGGCUCCAACGCUGCAGGAACACAGCAGAGCUUAGCUGCCAUAGGGUCCAGACGUUGUGUACCUAUAGAUGGAGACGUUUGCUUCUACUGGCGGACCACAGGCUGUUUCUAUGGCGACAAGUGCCGCUUCAAACACAUACCAGACCAACAAGGUCGAGACAAGAAACCAUGACAACCCUAACUAUGUCCCCUUCCCUCCCAACCCCAGCACCAAGGCACACUAAAGAAGGAUUUACAAAGAAAAAGGAGAACAGGAACAAGGACAGUGAGCAGAGUUUAGGACCGAGGACGAGAAGAUGGUCUGCCUGAGAACACUGACAGCUGAAUGUGUGUGUGAGAAAGAGAUAGUCAGAUAUGGUAUGUAUGUGAUAGCCAAAGUUAGGGGUUGGGACUCUGACAUGAUGAGGAAUUUUACAGCAUCCAGAGCCCAACCUCAGAGAGAUGCUUAAAGAAUAAAUUCAUGUGAUACCGCAAACCUUCUAAUGUAAGGAGGUCCUCCAUGGAAUUUCACUUAUUUGAAACGUCACUGAGGAGUCUCUUGGCUCCAUUUGGAUCCUAUAAAAACCCUGAUGAACUCCUGGUUUCUGCAUGGAUUUACUUGGACAAAUUCGUUUGGUUAAACCAUAUUGGAAACACUACCAAAACCCAGUUCUGUGACGAUCUUUGUCUCUUUAACACCGCUGUUGAAUUGCUUUAAAGUCAAGAGUUAUUUUCAUAUCUUUAAAACGAGAUGAAACAUUUGAAAUAUGUACUGUACAUAUUUGCACAAAACAAUAAAUCAAUGAAAUCCA
Molecule: messenger RNA, 2506 nt
Organism: Siniperca chuatsi (mandarin fish)
Lineage: Eukaryota; Metazoa; Chordata; Actinopteri; Centrarchiformes; Sinipercidae
Product: hsp70-Hsp90 organizing protein 1-like
Exons: 16
Coding region: 439-1887 (482 amino acids)
Molecular function (GO): metal ion binding; RNA binding; protein binding
Source: RefSeq, a predicted model, not a curated record